Molecule: messenger RNA, 1193 nt
Organism: Linum trigynum
Lineage: Eukaryota; Viridiplantae; Streptophyta; Magnoliopsida; Malpighiales; Linaceae
Source: the annotation of a GenBank genome assembly
CAUGUAUGGUACUUGAAUUGUAGCUUGAGCUAACUGUUAGUAUUGUGGUAUAUAUAUGAUCCACGAUUGAACCUCUUCCAACAACUCGAGUUAUUGGGAUCAACUUGUUCUUGACAUGAGAUCAGAGCCUUCUGUGAUCGAGAGGUCUUGUGUUCGAUUCCCGGCGACCCCCAUUUGUUAAGCACGUGGUAUUCUUGUCUUCAGACCUGUGCAAACUUCAAGCCCUUGUAAGUGGCUUUCGUUUAUUAUCAUUGAAUUACCAAUAUUCCAUUCAAAAGAGCACAAGGGUUUAAAAAGUUGGUAAGAGGUAGAUGAGUGGUGGCCUGGUGGGUGAGUUUGGUGCACGUUUAUCACAUACUACAUAUCCUCUUUAUCAUCCACAUAGCCUUAGUACAAAGUGGUUCUAACUUCUAUAUAUAUAGGAAGAGGGAGGAGUGUUAGCAUUAGCAUAGCAGGAGGAGAAAAAAAAUAAAACAGAGCCAUGGAGGAAGGUAGUAGUGGAGGAUUAGUGAAGCACGUACUGAUAGCCAAAUUCAAACAAGACCUCCAACCUCACGAAAUCGAAGAACUCAUCAAAGGCUAUGCCAAUCUCGUCAGCCUCAUCCCACCCAUGAAAGCCUUCCACUGGGGAACGGACGUGGGAGUGUGCAACAUGGAUGAAGGGUUCACGCACAUAUUCGAGUCCGAAUUCGAGAGCUCGGAAGGUGUUGCAGAGUACAUGGCUCACCCUGCUCACGCUGAGUUUGCAGACCUGUUCCUCCCUCAGCUCGACAAGGUUGUUGUGAUCGACUACAAGCCUGCUCUGGUUAGACUGUAGCAUGAAGAGGACAUGGAGAGGAGCACCCCUUGAAGUUCCAAUUUAUGUGUUUUGUAUGUGCCUAUGAGUGAUGCAAGGAUGCAAAUCUUCUCAUUCUGUUCUCCUAAUCUCAAUCUCUAAUUCUAUCGAUUCUGUUUCGAUAGUUUCCGAUAGUAAGAUUGGCAUUCUAUCAUAAACCUUGUACUUAGUAACAAUAAUUAUUCAUCAAACACACAUUGUCUUCUUCAAUCUAGUAAUUGUCUCGCAAGAACCACUCCCAAUACCUUUGUAUUUCGUUCGAAUUCGUCAUAGAAACCAUACAUUUUUGUCGAACUCUUGUCGAAUGAACUUCUCAUCGCCUGAUGGAGUGAUCCAUGAACAAAUCAAAGUCUAAUGG